GGAGCUGGUCGUGGUCGUCAGCUGGAUUGGACAUGUCAAUCUUUGUUGAGAAUGUUUAUAUAGAGUUCAGGAACAGAUAGUUUUCAGCUUGAAAGAAUAGGGUGUGUGGGGAGAAGGGUGUGUGAAGUCACUGAUAACACGAUAACAAAGAGGGUCUUGGCCGGAAAUGGUAUAGCGCAUGAGUCAAGGACUGUAUUGACUGUUUUCUUCGUUUUGCGUGGUUUUUUUUUCUCAAUUGGAAUCCGGACUUCUAUUCGGCUUAUCCCUCGCUGUUUUGUUGUCACUCGACGUCAGCUCAGUGUUUUUGUUGUACGACCGAGACACCAUCAUAUAAACCUCAGCUGGCUAUUAUUGGGGUAGCAUUUCCUCUCUAAACAACUCACCAUGGACAAUUGGACCCCUAGCUCCUGGAAAUCCAAACCCAUCAAGCAAGAUGUCGUCUAUAGCGACUCGGACGGCGUGCAGGCUGCCCUCGACAAGCUUCAGAAACUGCCUCCGCUGGUGACUACGCAGGAGAUUCAUAACCUCAGGAAGCAUUUGAAGAAUGUUGCUCUGGGAAAGGCGUUUGUCUUGCAGGGGGGUGACUGUGCGGAGCUGUUUGACUACUGUAAUCAGGGUGUGAUCGAGGCAAAGGUGAAGCUUUUGCUGCAGAUGAGUUUGGUUUUGAUUUGGGGCGCCAAUAAGCCGGUUGUCCGUAUUGGACGAAUUGCUGGACAAUUCGCCAAACCCCGCUCAAGCCCAAUGGAAACUAUCAACGGCACCGAAAUGCCCUCCUUCCGCGGUGACAACAUCAACGGCUUCGCUGCUGAUCCCGAAUCCAGAAACCCAGACCCCUCCCGUCUAGUCUCGGCCUACUUCCACUCCUCAGCAACGCUCAACUACCUCCGCGCCUCGCUCUCCUCGGGCAUCGCGGACCUACACUCCCCACUAGACUGGGGUCUAGGCCAUGUCAUCACUCCCUCCAUCAAGGAGAAGUACGAACGCAUCGUCAUCCGCGUCAAAGAUGCCCUUCGCUUCAUGCACACAGUCGGCAUCGACACAGACCGCGGCGUCGAGACCGUCGAAGUCUUCACAAGCCACGAGGGCCUCCUCCUCGAAUACGAACAAAGCCUAACCCGCCUCCAGCGUAACCCCUCCUCCUCCUCCUCCUCCUCCUCCUCCACCCCCAAUGACACCAGCCACUACGCAACAUCCGCGCAUUUCAUCUGGAUCGGCGACCGCACGCGCCAACUCGAUGGCGCACACGUCGAAUUCUUCCGCGGCAUCGCCAAUCCCAUCGGUCUGAAAAUCGGCCCCAGCAUCUCCCCCGAAGACCUCGUCCAGCUUCUCGACACCGUCAACCCAUCCCGCGAAAUCGGCAAAGUCACCCUGAUCUCCCGCUACGGCGCCUCAAAGAUCUCCGCACACCUCCCCGCCCAUAUCGCCGCUGUAAAGCAAUCCGGCCACAUCCCCGUCUGGCAAUGCGAUCCCAUGCACGGCAACACCCAAUCCACGCCCUCUGGCAUCAAAACCCGGCACUUCAGCGAUAUCCUCUCCGAGCUGCGCCAAGCACUCGAGAUCCACCGCGCAGCUGGCUCGUUCCUGGGCGGUAUGCAUCUCGAGUUAACUGGGGAGGCAGUCACAGAGUGCGUGGGUGGUGCUGGUGGUUUGACGGAGGAGGGGCUUGGGGAGCGGUAUACUACUUUCUGUGAUCCGAGGUUGAAUGAGAAGCAGGCGUUGGAGUUGGCGUUUUUGGUGGCAGGGUUUUAUCGCGAGUGGGAUGAGGAGAAGGAGGCUGGUAUGAAUUCGAUUUAGUUGGUACGGUGCUUUAUGGAAAAUUAUUAUGAUAUUUCGGGUUUGUUUAGGUC
This is a messenger RNA of Aspergillus glaucus CBS 516.65, 1847 nucleotides long. RefSeq names its product 3-deoxy-7-phosphoheptulonate synthase class II. NCBI's taxonomy places the organism in Eukaryota, Fungi, Ascomycota, Eurotiomycetes, Eurotiales, Aspergillaceae. Gene Ontology annotation, biological process: aromatic amino acid biosynthetic process. The transcript has 4 exons. Gene Ontology annotation, molecular function: 3-deoxy-7-phosphoheptulonate synthase activity. The record is from RefSeq and is a predicted model, not a curated record. Bases 385 to 1794 code for a protein of 469 amino acids.